UCAAAUGAACAAGGCAAGAAAAUAACAGAAUCCCACUUUUCAUAUAAACCAAAAUAAUUAAAAAAAAACAGCGAGAGAGAUAGAGAGAUCUGUUAAUAAUUAAAGAUUGUUAAUAAUGGCAAAGAAAUUCAACUUACCAUCUCUAGUGACAGUGGCGUCGCUAAUUGUUCUGUUUUCAUCGCUAAAUCUGAUUCAAGUAGCCGAAGCAAUAUGGCUUACAAUUCCUAGUUCUGGAACAAAGUGUGUUUCCGAGGAGAUCCAUAACAACGUUGUCGUUUUGGCUGAUUUCUAUGUUAUUAAUGAUGAUCACCCUGAGAAUACACCUGCUGUCUCUGCUAAAGUAACAUCUCCAUACGGCAAUAACCUUUACCAUAAAGAAAAUAUAACCCAUGGUCAGUUUGCAUUUACAACUUCAGAGGCUGGUAACUAUUUGGCAUGUUUUGGGCUGGAAAAUCAUCAGCAACAAGCUGGAACUGCAACUUUGAGCCUAGACUGGAAAAUUGGGAUUGCAGCUAAAGAUUGGGAUUCAGUGGCGAAAAAGGACAAGAUCGAGGGGGUUGAACUUGACCUGAAGAGACUUGAAGGAGUAGUGGAAGCCAUUCACAAUAAUCUAAUCUAUCUCAGGGAAAAGGAAGCGGAGAUGAGGGAAGUGAGCGAGAAGACUAAUGCUCGAGUUGCCUGGUUCAGUAUCAUGUCCUUGGGUCUAUGCAUUGCUGCCUCAGGUCUUCAGCUGUGGCACUUGAAGCGCUAUUUCCAAAAGAAAAAGCUAAUCUAGAUUUGUAUACUUUUUCUAGUGUUUUUGAUGGAAAACUGUGUUUUUAAUGACUAUCAUAUUCAGUUCCAUCCUGUGGUCAGCAAAGAGUAAAAUAGAUACGAAAUAGUUGGAAUUGCUUCAAGAAAGAAGGCCUAUAGAUUUUGAGUUUUGGUUGAAAAACCAAAAUAAAAAUAGACUAGAAUUGCAAGUUAAUCUUGAAAAUCUUUUAUUCUUGA
Messenger RNA from Mercurialis annua (annual mercury), 990 nucleotides. Its product is annotated as transmembrane emp24 domain-containing protein p24delta5. Bases 116 to 775 code for a protein of 219 amino acids. Gene Ontology annotation, cellular component: Golgi apparatus; endoplasmic reticulum; COPII-coated ER to Golgi transport vesicle. The record is from RefSeq and is a predicted model, not a curated record. Gene Ontology annotation, biological process: endoplasmic reticulum to Golgi vesicle-mediated transport; intracellular protein transport; Golgi organization. The transcript is spliced from 4 exons. Lineage: Eukaryota; Viridiplantae; Streptophyta; Magnoliopsida; Malpighiales; Euphorbiaceae.